CAGGACUUCACAUUUGGUACUGCUCUGCCGGUAAAAGAGGAAGAGACUGGAUUUCAUUACACCCUGCAUUUAAUCCGUUUGCACUUCCUGUUUUUCACUUGCAACUGUCUAUGUCAUAAGUGGAAAACUAAGAAAAAACACUUCUCCUACACCAGGUUGGGCCUCGGUACCAGUUGGAGUGUGAAGGUCAACCACUGGGCUACCAAACACUGACACAUUCAGCAUUAAUCAGUUAAUUAAUUAUUUUAAAUUCAUUUUCAAAACACAAACUAAUUUGUUUUUUUGUCAUUGUAACUGCAUAUGCUUUCCCUUUUAAACCCCAAUUUUUUUUUUUUUUCAGUAAUAUUUUCAGUCAGCGUUAAAUCACAUCAUUACAGAGAGAUGGUUUUAAACCAGUAUCGCCUCAUUCACUCGGGUCCAGUCUCCUUAUAUCUGAUUGGCUAGUUGAGUGUGGAGUAUUAGCCAAUCGUAGUGCAGGAGGCGGGGCUUGUUGGAGCAUGGCUGAAAAAAGCUGAGCAGAGGAGCAGAGUGGGAGGAGAGAGAGAGAGAGAGAGAGAGAGAGAAAUCGUUGACUUCCUGUUUUCUGAAAGCAUCCGAAUAUAUAUAACAUACAGGAAGAUGUGCGGCGGAUACACACCCGACCCGAAUCACUAAACCCUCACUGAGCCCUGCUGCACAUGCGGAUAGCUUCCAGCGCUUCCAGCAGCGUCUCGCAUCCCUGCAUCCAUCCCCUGGACCCCGGGUCCUGCUCCGCUCUCUGGCCGGAGGUAGCGACUCAUCAACCGGCCAGGGCCGCCAUCGAGCCCCGGGCCCCGACCAUACGACCUGCAUCCGCUCUGGAGGUUUUGCGCCUACACCGAGCAGGGGUUUAUCACCAGUGUUGAUCUGCAGCAGUUCGGAUGAAGCUCUUCAGGUGACUGCGAUAUGGCAGUGCUGAAACUCGCCGAUCAGCCGGCUCUGGUCCAAGCCAUCUUCAAUGGAGACCCUGAGGAGAUCCGCAUGCUCAUCUACAAAUCAGAGGACAUCAAUGGACUGGACACAGAGAAGCGUACUCCGCUCCACGCAGCGGCGUUCCUCGGUGAUGCGGAGAUCAUCGAGCUGCUCAUCCUCUCUGGAGCUCGGGUCAACGCCAAAGACAACAUGUGGCUCACUCCUCUUCACAGGGCCGUGGCGUCGCGGAGCGAGGAGGCAGUGCUCAUACUGAUCCGUCACUCGGCCGACGUGAACGCACGCGACAAGAACUGGCAGACGCCUCUUCACGUGGCCGCCGCCAAUAAGGCUCUGCGUUGUGCCGAGCUCAUCAUCCCGAUGUUGAGCAGCGUAAACGUGUCGGACCGCGGCGGUCGGACCGCCCUGCACCACGCCGCCCUCAACGGACACACCCAGAUGGUCAAUCUGCUGCUGGCGAAGGGCGCCAAUAUUAACGCCUUCGACAAGAAGGACAGCCGUGCUCUUCACUGGGCGGCAUACACGGGUCACUUAGAUGUGGUGUGUCUGCUGGUGGAGCAGGGGGCGGAGGUCAGCUGUAAGGACAAGAGAGGAUACACACCUCUUCAUGCUGCCGCCUCUAAGGGACGGAUUGCUGUGGUUAAACACCUGCUCAGCCUGUCUGUGGAGAUAGACGAAGCCAAUGCGUUCGGGAACACGGCUCUGCACGUGGCGUGCGUUAACGGUCAGGAUGCUGUGGUGAGUGAGCUGAUCGACCACGGUGCUAACGUGAGUCAGCCCAACAACAAAGGCUUCACCCCUCUCCACUUCGCCGCCGCGUCCACGCACGGUGCCCUCUGCCUCGAGUUCCUGGUCAACAACGGCGCGGACGUCAACGUGCAGAGCCGAGAUGGGAAGAGUCCCCUGCAUAUGACCGCGGUGCAUGGGCGCUUUACUCGCUCGCAGACUCUCAUUCAGAACGGCGGAGAGAUCGACUGCGUGGAUAAGGAUGGAAACACUCCGUUACACAUUGCCGCUCGUUAUGGUCACGAACUCCUCAUCAACACCUUAAUCACCAGUGGGGCUGACUGCACCAGAAGAGGAAUCCAUGGGAUGUUUCCCCUGCACCUGGCAGCCCUAAACGCUCAUGCCGACUGCUGCCGGAAACUUCUCUCCUCAGGCUUCCAGAUCGACACCCCGGACAGCCUGGGCAGGACAUGUCUCCACGCAGCUGCUGCUGGAGGCAAUGUUGAGUGUGUGAAGCUGUUGCUCAGCAGCGGAGCGGACCACAACCGCACGGACAAACAUGGCAGGACUCCCCUCCACUAUGCAGCUGCAAGUCGUCAUUUUCAGUGCUUAGAGACUCUGGUGUCCUGCGGUACCUGUAUUGAUGCCACUGACCAGUGGGGGCGCUCUGCCCUGCACUACGCUGCUGCCUCUGACCUGGACAGGAGGCGACGUGUUGCCCUGGAGCCAGAGAGUCCUGGAGUGCAAGCAGAGAAAGAGAAAGAGGCGGCUCUGUGCCUUGAGUUCUUGUUGAAGAGUGGUGCCACUGCCUCACUGAAGGACAAACAGGGUUACACCGCCGUCCACUACGCUGCGGCCUACGGCCACAGACGCUGCCUGGAGCUGCUUCUGGAUCGAGAGGAGCGGAAUGAGGACGAAGGCAAGGACUGCCUCAGCACCCGGAGUCCACUACAUCUAGCCGCGUACCAUGGCCAUGCGCAGUCUCUGGAGGUGCUGCUACAGGGCCACUGCGAUGUGGAUCAGGGCGACGAGGUGGGCCGCACCGCUCUCGCCUUCGCCGCCCUCAGGGGUCACACUGACUGUGCUCUGACGCUGCUGAACCACGGCGCUUCAGCACGCUGUAAAGACACGGUCCGCAGACGCACUCCCGUCCACCUUGCAGUGAUGAAUGGCCAUACACCGUGUGUGCGCCUCCUGCUGGAAGACUCGGACAGCGCAGAUCUGGUGGACGCAGCUGAUUCUCAGGGACAGACCCCUCUGAUGCUGGCAGUUCUGGGGGGUCAUGUGGAUGCUGUGUCUCUGCUGUUAGAGCGAGAGGCCAGUAUAGACACAGCGGAUAAUCAGGGACUGACUGCACUUCACUUAGGGUUGCUGUGUGGUCAGGAAGAGUCUGUGCAGUGUCUUUUGGAGCAGGAGGCGUCGGUGUUGGUGGGUGACCGCAGGGGGCGCUCGGCGCUCCACAUGGCUGCAGCGCGGGGUCACGCGUCCUGUCUUAGUGAACUGCUGACUGUGGCCUGUGCAGAGUCGCCCAUCCCUCCUCUGAGAGAUCGCCAUGGAUACACACCCCUACACUGGGCCUGCUACUACGGUCAUGAGGGCUGUGUGGAGGUGCUGUUGGAGCAGAAAGGCUGUCGAAGUUUUGACGGGAACCCCUUCACCCCUCUGCAUUGUGCUGUGAUAAAUGACCAGGAGUCCUGUGCAACUCUUCUCCUGGAUGCAUUAGGCUCAGAGAUAGUUCACUGCAAGGACUCCAAGGACAGGACUCCUCUUCAUGCCGCUGCUUUUGCGGGCCACGUGGACUGCAUUCAUCUGCUCCUUGCCCACGAUGCUCCCGUGGAUGACGUGGACCAAUCAGGGCGCAGCGCGCUCAUGAUGGCGGCAGAGAGGGGGGCGAUCGGAGCUGUAGAGGCUCUCCUCACCGGCGCGAACGCGGACCUCGCUUUGACGGACCAAAAAGGCGACACCGCGCUGCACCUCGCUUGCAGAAGUGGAAAAGAAGAGUGCGCUCUGUUCAUUUUGGAGAAACUUCCGGACGCUGCCCUCGUCAACGCCACGAACGCCGCGCUGCAGACUCCCCUCCACCUCGCAGCUCGCAGCGGGCUGAAGCAGACCGUGCAGGAGCUGCUGUCGCGCGGUGCCAGCGUGCAGCAUUCGGACGAGAACGCUCCGACGCUCCCUCUCCAGGCACCCUGUUGAGAUCUCUUCCUUGCCAAGCCAAGGGCCGUCAGGCUCCACGCAGCCCCAGAGAUCCUUCCGACCCGUCCAGCGAGGGCGCGACCACCGAGAACGACUCCGACUCGGAGACCUUUUGACCUCUGCCCGUUUCUGGAGUCCCAACACCACCUUUCCACCUCUAGAGUUCUCACCGCACUUAAACCCGCGGACCUUCCGGAAGCCGUACGAACAUCCCACGCGCGGAGGAACUAGAAACGCCGAAGGCUGGUCUAUGCUUCGUGUAGCCACAUGAGUACGAAGAUCACGAAACCUCGCGGAAAACAUCCUCUAAGAUACGAGCAGCUCUUAUCGAUGUACGGUAAAGUCGAACGCCAUCGCGGCGUUCAUCUCGAAGAGCUCGUUGGCGUGAAAAGCA
Messenger RNA from Ictalurus furcatus (blue catfish), 4264 nucleotides. It is a transcript of the gene ankrd44, whose product is annotated as ankyrin repeat domain 44. Gene Ontology annotation, cellular component: cytoplasm. Gene Ontology annotation, molecular function: protein binding. Lineage: Eukaryota; Metazoa; Chordata; Actinopteri; Siluriformes; Ictaluridae. The record is from RefSeq and is a predicted model, not a curated record. The transcript has 28 exons. The coding region runs from base 925 to 3870 and encodes 981 amino acids.